AAUCUCGAAAGUUAUUACGUGUUUUCAAGACACACUAACUUAAUGUAAUGGAAACCAGGCUUAAAUUAAAAACAUAAAUAUUAAAUACAGUUCAAAGUCCGCGUUGUAGUAUUUGAGAGAAGGCGAAAGAGAAAUCUCCAGAGAAUCAACAACUUAGAGAAUGUUUGCUAAACCUGGGAAAUGUGCUCCUUCUGUCACUAAAACAUCCUGUAUCUUACACUCAUCUCUUUUCAUUUGGUAUUGUUUUGGUAUUUAUCACGAUAGAUGCUGCUAUCCUUUUUCAGAAAACAAAACCUACGGUGGACGAACGAAAUAUUUAACACAUAUAACAGCAUACUUGGUAUGGAUAAGUUCCGGAGUUGCAUGCUUCGCAGAUCUCAUACAACUGACAACAAAUUGGCUGGAAUCGAAAAGCUCUAAAGAAGAAUCACGUUCGGUGAUUUUAUUGGUUCGUGACGAGCUGAUGUCCUUUUGGGCGUUUACAUUGUCGGUUUUCGUGUGUAUUUUAUACUGGGGUAUACUCUAUGUUGACUACGAUGGGAUGCAUUCAGAAGCGAUGGAAAAAAUUUCACCACUUUUCGGAUGGUUCAACCAGUUUUUGCACACUCUUCCGAUUAUAAUUGCGUUUAUUUUAACGAUUUGCGUUAAUUACCAACACCCUCCCAUUUGGAGAAUCUUAAUCUACAUUGUUACCCUCGGUUCCGGCUAUUUAUCUUGGAUUAACCAUUGCGCAAAAAUGAACGGAUAUUAUGCUUACCCUUUUAUGAAUCAUCAGUCGAGUAGCGAAUUUAUUAUUUUUUGUAUAUUCUGCCAUUUUGUUUUCUUCUUUAUAUAUCUGAUUGGCCGAAAGUUUGCUUCUUACGUAUGGAGUGCUGAAAGAAGCAAAAACUAUAAUUCAUCUAAGAAGAAUUGAUUUCUAAUGAAUAUUUGACAUGCAUUUUUCUGUUAAAAGCACUUAAUCAACGUCCAGUGCUCAAGCAAAUAUAUCAUUUUGUUUUAAAUCUUGUUUUUAUCUUUUUGUUUUAAGUCUUGUUUUUAUCUUUAAAAACACUGACACCUAACUAAACUCUGGUCUCUUGAAAUGUCUUCAAACUCAAUUUAAUUUUUUUGCUGGCUAUUAUAUAAUUGUAGUAUAUCACUUUGUAACCCCAUCGCACUUUGUGAUCCAAUUUUGUCAAAAUUUGUAAUUCCAUCGCAAUGUGUACCCCAAUUUGUCGCACUUUUGUAAAGCCACCUUUUUACACUUUGUGAUCCCAGAUAUUUUUGCGAUAGAAUACACCCCUCUCAUAA
Molecule: messenger RNA, 1290 nt
Organism: Hydractinia symbiolongicarpus
Lineage: Eukaryota; Metazoa; Cnidaria; Hydrozoa; Anthoathecata; Hydractiniidae
Product: androgen-induced gene 1 protein-like
Exons: 2
Coding region: 161-913 (250 amino acids)
Cellular component (GO): endomembrane system; membrane
Source: RefSeq, a predicted model, not a curated record